Kuraishia capsulata CBS 1993 is the source of this 804-nucleotide messenger RNA. RefSeq lists its product as uncharacterized. The record is from RefSeq and is a predicted model, not a curated record. The coding region runs from base 1 to 804 and encodes 267 amino acids. NCBI's taxonomy places the organism in Eukaryota, Fungi, Ascomycota, Pichiomycetes, Pichiales, Pichiaceae. The transcript has a single exon.
AUGGUCGAAAUCAACGUCAACGGAAAAGUAGCCGUCGUUACUGGUGGUUCGAGAGGCUUGGGUCUACAAUGUGCAGAGAUACUCAUAGCAAACGGUGCUUCCAAGGUAUUUGUUUCCUCGAGAGGUGCCGCAGCAUGCGAAGAAGCAGCGAAAAGUCUUAAUGAGCUCGCCAAAGCAGAGGGACAGAAAGGUGUUGCUUACGGAAUUGCAGCCGAUGUUUCUGGGGAAAAAGGUGCUAGACAUCUACUAGCUGAGGUCAGCAAGCUCACCGACAAGGUGGACAUUCUGAUCGCCAAUGCAGGCGCAAGUUGGGGAGCUCCUUUUGAAAAACACCCUGAGGCAGCCCUCCACAAAGUCCUGAAUCUCAAUGUGAUUGGUGUAUUUUUAUGCAUCCAAGCGUUUGCACCGCUAUUGGAGCAUUCUGGCUCCGACGAAGACCCAUCGAGGGUUUUGAUUAUGGCAUCUGUUGCGGGUUUGAACACAAACUUCCCGGGAGGUGCCUAUGGAUAUUUGUCAUCCAAGGCUGCAGUUAUUCAUCUUGGUAAGGUUCUUGCGACCGAACUCGGCCCGAAGAACAUAACGGUGAACAGUCUAGCUCCAGGCUUCUUCCCAUCCAAAAUGUCCGGUGGUCUUUUGAAAAGUAUAGGCGAGUCGAUGGUUGCUGCCAACCCACGAAAGAGAUUAGGUGAGAAACAGGACAUCCAGAACUUGACUCUGUUCCUUUGCUCAAAACAGGCAAGUUAUAUCAACGGUGCUGUUAUACCGCUUGACGGAGGGGCUCAUCUUGCGGCUUCCAAGUUGUAG